UGCCUGUUUGCCUGUUUGCCGAGCUAUGACAAUGUGUGUCUUGAAGUACGUGUACAACUACAGUGUGUAUAUAAUGAGAGUGUGUGUAUGUGCGUGAAACUGUGUGUUAUGGAUUGGGCGUUGGGUUUGUGAAAUUUGUUUUUUAGGGAGGAGGGGGAAUAUGCUCGGAAAGAGAGAGAGAGAGAGAGAGAGGCAGAGGUUGAAGAUUGAAGAGUGAAAAGGAAAAUCAAAUUAGGGAAAAAAAUGCCCAAAGCCUUGGAUUUUAUACUAUUCUUAAUGACCCACAUGGUUUGUCAAAACCAAUCCGGUUCGAACGACUUUCUAAAGAACCCCCUGUUCAUCGGAUUAUAAAUAAAUAGGGAAGGGAUGAUGUAACAGGAUAAUGAAUGAGAAAGAAAGUAUUCCGUUCAUCAGAAAUCUUCACAACUUAAACCCAUAGAAGUAUAAGGAUUAUUAGCAAUCCUAUUCAUGUCCUUCGGGAAUCUACAAAGAGUUAGCUAUUGAAGUAUUAUCAACAGGUUGAUAAAAAAAAAAUGAGAAUCUAUUCAUAUACUGUAGAUUUCCAUACUUGGUGUUGAUAAGAUAGGUUUAUACAUCAACAGCUUGAGUGUGGUAUGGUGUGUUUUAUUUCUCUUCGAUUAUUCACGGUGUUCAAUCUGUCUUUCUGGCUCUUAUAUUUUCGUGUAAGAUAAAUCUCUAAUAUACAUCUCUAGCAAACCAAUAGUCGCCGGAAUUGUACCUUCAAGCAUAUUAUCUACACCAUUGAGCUCUGCCAAUUCGAGAGAAAGCACCGACGAACCACCGGUGACAGGUAAUCUUUGUGCCUCCCUCCCUUUCUCAUCUCUCCCUCUUUCUCCCUCAAGCAAAUCUCACACACACCCAAUGACACCACAAUCAGCCUCCCCACCCUCUACCUGUUUGAGAAAAUGCCCGAGAGGAUUUAGUAUUACUUUCCUGGCUAUCCCAUACCAUUAAUAUGUGGCAUGCGAUAAGGCAUCAAAUUCAUAUAGUCAUAUUUUGGAUUUAGUAUUACUUUCCUAGUCAUUUUUAAGUGAAAUGGUUAAUGGUUAGAUGUUUGCUGUUAUGCCUUAUUCUUUAUCCUUGGCUGUAUUCACGCCAAAAGAAUGCAUUUUGCUUUUGUUAGUUUUGUCACAGAAUAUGUGAGGUUGUUUUCUCUUUCAAGUCAAUCACUAUGCACCUGAUUAGUUUAGCUGAGGAUGAAUUAAAAAUAGAACUUCAAGGCGUCCAGUAUUCCUCUGUCUCAAAUGCCACUAAGCAGAAUUCUGUUGAGGACAUGGAGGCUGGAGGCGAAUCUCUUCCUGAUUUCCAACAAAUUGCUGAGGAUGCUGCCAACAUUUCCAAGGUGGUGAUGCCACGUAAAAAGAUGAGGCUUUAUGAAGCAAUGCAGUUAAAAAGACAUGGCAUCAACCAGUACACAAUCUCUCAGAGAGUAUUACUUUCAGCCAACAGCUUUGUUAAUGAACAAUACCCAAUUAAGGUUAUCCCGAACAAGUAAUUCAAAUGGAGGAACCGGAGAAGUCUACUCUGAUGAUUAAAUGCUUAUCUUGUUGCAUUUUUGUCACUAAAUUGAUUGGAAACUUUUUUUGUACAACUUAAUAGCAACGUGGAUGUAAAAUUUUCAUGGACAAGGUAGUUUUCUUUUGUUACAAUUGUAUAAGCAGUAAUGCUAAUAACUUGUCUUUGAGCAUAUGGGGCACCAUUUUGUUCACAGUAGAUUGCC
This is a messenger RNA of Ilex paraguariensis (yerba mate), 1741 nucleotides long. Lineage: Eukaryota; Viridiplantae; Streptophyta; Magnoliopsida; Aquifoliales; Aquifoliaceae. The record is from the annotation of a GenBank genome assembly.